Egretta garzetta (little egret) is the source of this 5317-nucleotide messenger RNA. RefSeq names its product ankyrin repeat domain 52 (gene ANKRD52). The transcript is spliced from 24 exons. The record is from RefSeq and is a predicted model, not a curated record. Gene Ontology annotation, cellular component: ciliary inversin compartment. Bases 28 to 2787 code for a protein of 919 amino acids. Gene Ontology annotation, biological process: protein localization to ciliary inversin compartment. Gene Ontology annotation, molecular function: protein binding. Lineage: Eukaryota; Metazoa; Chordata; Aves; Pelecaniformes; Ardeidae.
GCCUCUCCACUGCUUCUCCCCAUCUAGAUGGUGAACCUGCUGUUGAACAAAGGGGCCAGCCUGAGUACUUGCGACAAGAAGGACCGCCAGCCCAUCCACUGGGCAGCUUUCCUAGGGCAUUUGGAAGUUCUGAAGCUGCUGGUGGCCCGGGGAGCUGAUGUGAUGUGUAAGGACAAGAAGGGCUACACCCUGCUGCACACUGCGGCAGCCAGCGGCCAGAUCGAAGUCGUGCGUCACCUGCUGAGGCUGGGAGUCGAGAUCGAUGAACCAAAUUCCUUCGGUAACACUGCACUUCACAUUGCCUGUUAUAUGGGCCAAGAUGCCGUGGCCAACGAGCUGGUCAAUUACGGCGCCAACGUCAAUCAGCCUAACGAGAAGGGCUUCACCCCUCUGCACUUUGCUGCCGUCUCCACCAAUGGGGCCCUGUGCCUGGAGCUCCUCGUGAACAAUGGGGCCGAUGUCAACUUUCAGAGUAAGGAAGGGAAGAGCCCUUUGCACAUGGCUGCCAUUCACGGACGGUUCACACGUUCGCAGAUCCUCAUUCAGAAUGGCAGUGAGAUUGACUGUGCUGACAAAUAUGGCAAUACCCCCCUCCACGUUGCUGCUAGAUAUGGCCACGAGCUGCUAAUUAGUACUUUGAUGACGAAUGGUGCUGACACUGCAAGGCGUGGGAUCCACGACAUGUUCCCUCUGCACUUAGCUGUUCUCUUUGGAUUUUCAGACUGUUGUCGUAAGCUACUUUCCUCAGGUCAGUUGUACAGUAUCGUCUCCUCGCUGAGCAAUGAGCACGUGCUGUCUGCAGGCUUCGAUAUCAACACGCCUGACAACCUCGGGAGGACUUGCCUCCACGCUGCUGCUUCUGGAGGGAAUGUUGAAUUUUUUAAUUUGCUGUUGAGCAGCGGUGCUGACUUGAGGAGGAGAGAUAAAUUUGGAAGGACUCCACUGCACUACGCAGCUGCCAACGGCAGGUAUCAGUGUACGGUGACACUGGUCACGGGGGGAGCCAGUAUUAACGAGGCUGACUGUAAAGGCUGUACCCCCUUACACUAUGCUGCUGCUUCGGACACGUACAGGCGAGCAGAGACGCAUUCAGGAAACAGCCAUGACACUGAUGAGGAGCCACUGAAGGAGUCCAGGCUGAAGGAGGCGUUCUUUUGUUUAGAGUUCUUGCUGGAUAAUGGUGCUGACCCAUCCCUCCGGGACAAGCAGGGAUAUACCGCUGUCCACUAUGCAGCUGCGUACGGCAACAGGCAGAACCUCGAACUGCUCCUGGAAAUGUCUUUUAACUGCCUGGAGGAUGUGGAAAGCACCAUUCCAGUCAGCCCUUUGCACUUAGCUGCCUAUAAUGGUCACUGUGAAGCGCUAAAGACACUUGCCGAAACCCUCGUGAACCUCGAUGUGCGGGACCACAAGGGGCGGACGGCGUUGUACCUCGCCACGGAGAGAGGCUCCACGGAGUGCGUGGAGGUGCUCACCAGCCACGGCGCGUCCGCCCUGGUGAAGGAGAGGAAGAGGAAGUGGACCCCUCUCCACGCUGCAGCUGCCAACGGGAACACCGAUUCCCUGCACCUCCUGAUAGACAGCGGGGAGCGGGCAGACAUCACCGACGUCAUGGACAUCCACGGCCAAACCCCACUGAUGCUGGCGAUCAUGAAUGGCCACGUUGACUGUGUCCACCUCCUGCUGGAGAAGGGAUCCACAGCCGACGCAGCGGACAAGAGGGGAAGGACCGCCCUGCACCGAGGGGCUGUGACAGGCUGUGAGGACUGCCUGGCUGCCCUGCUGGACCACGAUGCCUUCGUUCUGUGUCGGGAUUUCAAAGGCCGGACCCCGAUCCACUUUGCGUCGGCGUGCGGGCACUUAGAAAUCCUGCGGACCCUGCUGCAGGCAGCCCUCUCUACUGACCCUCUGGACUCUGUGGUGGACUACAGCGGUUACUCACCGAUGCACUGGGCUUCAUACAGUGGGCAUGAAGAUUGUCUUGAAUUGUUACUUGAACACAACCCGUUUGCGUACCUAGAAGGAAACCCCUUUACUCCAUUGCACUGUGCAGUAAUUAACAACCAGGACGGCACUGCUGAAAUGCUGGUGGAAGCAUUAGGUGCCAAGAUUGUUAAUAGCAGAGAUGCCAAAGGAAGGACACCCCUUCACGCUGCUGCCUUUGCAGACAACAUCCAUGGUUUACAGCUGCUUCUGCGCCACCAAGCCGAGGUGGACAUGACUGACAAGCUGGGGAGGACUCCCCUCAUGAUGGCUUCUGAGAACGGGCACACUGCAGCAGUCGAGUUCCUGCUGUACCAAGCAAAAGCAAAUAUAACUGUGCUGGAUGUCAACAAGAACACAGCUCUUCACCUGGCCUGCAGCAAGGGUCAUGAAAAGUGUGCCUUGUUGAUCCUGGGGGAAACCCAAGACCUUGGCCUUAUCAAUGCAAGUAACAGUGCUCUGCAAAUGCCGCUCCACAUCGCAGCUCGCAACGGGCUGGCCUCCGUCGUCCAGGCCCUGCUCAGCAGAGGUGCCACUGUGCUGGCUGUGGAUGAAGAAGGUCAUACCCCAGCCUUGGCAUGCGCCCCCAACAAGGACGUUGCCGACUGCCUGGCACUUAUCCUCUCCACCAUGAAGCCUUUCCCACCUAAAGACGCCAUCAGCUCUUUCAGCUUCAACCUCCUCAAGAACUGCGGCAUUGCAGCCAAAACCGCCGCCUGCGGGGCCCUGCCCAACGGCAGCACCUGCCCCUACAGCAAGGACCGGCACAAUGCCAUCGGCUUGGACGGCUGUUACUCGGAGUAGCUUAAACUAUGGGUGACCUAAUAUCUUAUUAUAUUUAUUUAGAAAUUCUAUAAAUAUAGGGCACUUUAAAGGAGAACAAGACUGGGCAGGCCUUCUAGCGUGGCCGGAUAGGCCAAGAGUUCAGAGCUUCCUCUUCUCGCUGGAUUGCCAGCGCGGUGCCAAAGCUGUUAAUUGGUUUAACGAGCAGCUGGCAGCGCCGUCCCCGUCCCCUGCCCCCUCUCAAUCCUCUCCCUGUCAGCGCGUGCUUGCACCCCUCUGAUGGCAGGGCAGGAGAUGGGUGCUGUGGGCUUUGGGCUUUGCCCGGCCGAGACGAGGCAGGAGCCACCGUCCCCUGGCCCGCAGAGGGGAAGGGGGGUUUGUCCCCCAGCUUUUGGGGUGGGUUGAAAUCAGUGCUGGUGUUUCCCAGUGCCCCGUGCCAGCCUCCCGCCCUGCCUCACCCCCCUGGGGCUGCCCCGAGCCCUCGCUCAGUCCAUCCGGGACGAGGAAGCCUGAACUCUUGGUGGGAUGGGGCAGGGGGGGCGGUGGGAGUCUCUGGGAAUUGGCUGGUCUCGCAGGCACGGGGGUGGGUGUUAGCUCCUGGCCAAGUGCCACCGUAACUGCUCCUCUCCUGCAAUCGCUUUCUUUCCUCACGCUCAUCCUUCGAUUCCAAUACAAACACUUGAAUCAAGAUCUACUGUACCUGGGACACUAAAAGACCCUUUUGGCAGCUGUCAUUUAUAUGCAAAAACGGGUGCUGCUGCCCGACCCCGCGGCCAGCGGCUGCGGCUGCGCUGCUGGAGCCUCCCUCCCCACACCAGGCACUUUAGGGAUUCUGUUGGUUCCUUGGGUUUUGUUCUUCUUGGCAAAAUGUUGGAUCCUAAGAAACGAUUCUUUUUUUUUUUUGAAUUCUCAUUCCCUGUUUUGUGUGGCCCUUCCCAUGCGAGAGUCAGUGUUGCUUUUUUUUUUUAUUUUUAAAAAAAGAAAAAAGUUAUUUAUAAAGAAACAGCAUUUACCUUAAAAAAACCAACAAAAAACAUAAAAAAAGCCCUGAAAGUUUCAGCCUUUUAAUAAGGCAAAAAAUGCACUUCGAAGCCCUUCUCCACACCCCUUCGUAGGGCCGGGUUUAUCCUUCCGAUGCAGCAUCUUGGUGGGUUUGUUAGCGUGCGUGUGUGUGGGAUCGUUGGGUUUUGUUUGGGGUUUUCUGUUUUUAAUUGUAGAAAUCCUAUUUAUGCUGCAGCGUUGAAGCAUUCGAGGAUUGUUGCACUGGUUUGGUUUUUUUUUUUUUUUCCGUUGUUGUUGGGUUUGGUUUUAAUUUUUUUCCUUCUGAAUUACUGUACCGGUGUCAUGUGCAAACCCAGCACCCUUCCCCCGAACCACGAGUCUGCUCAAAGCCAAAGACUGGGAUGCAGAGGACGAGAAUGGGCUGACAGGGCAACAAGCAUUUCGGGAACCGUCUUUCCCCCCGACCUCCUUCCCCCUCCGCAGCCGCGCCGAAAGUGGGGAGCGUGGGGCUGGGGCCCAGGGUCCCGCCCGUGGCCGCCCUGGGGGCAUCCCAGCGCGAUCCCUCUGGGAUGGGAGCGGGGGAAAAGGAUCCCUCUUCUCCCACCGAGCGGCCGCUCGCCUCCUCUUUGCCGGCGAGGCCGCGGUGGGACCGCACGAGCCUUGCGCCGCGGCUCUUCUGCCCAGCGUUUCAGAGCGAAAGAGCAUUUCCGUAACCAAAAUAAGGUAUUGCGUCUUUUUUUUCUUCUUGAUUUUUUUUUUCUUUUUUUUUAAAAUAGUUUCUAAAUGAAGGUGGCUCCUGUUUAGGGCAGCGUUUGCCAGUUUUAGGCCGUGGUGUGGAGCAGGCGUUGGAGCCGGCUGCUCCUUGGGGGGCUCCCGGCGGGCGAGGGUGCUGGCAGCCUGCGGGCAGGGUCCCUUCGCACUGUUUCUUUCUUUUACCAAAGCCAAACUCUUAGAACCAAAUACGACGUUUCAGGCUUGGCCUUUGGGGUGAUAAGCACAUCUUCUUCACAUCUCGCGUAGGAGUUUUUCCCGAGGGGGUCAGGGACCUCCCUGCUGCUCUUGCCCGGCGCCAGCUCGCUGUCGGAGCUCCACCUCCCCGUCCCGUUACCAACCUGCACUUCAUUCAGCAAAGCACUCGAGAAAUCUGCCCUUGGCGAGAUCUCGGAGCGGGCGCCACGCUCAGCCUGGGCCCUGGAGGGCUCCGGCCCCCGGGUGGGUGGGGGCUCCUCUGGCUGCUCCGUAGGGAUCUUCCCCUUUCGGACCAUGAGCCCCCUGCACCCCCGUCUCCGCGCGGCAGCGGCUUGCGGGGCCAGCAGGUCCCCGCUUUGGUGCUGGCGUAGAGUCACGUCCCUGGCCGCUCACGUCUGCCCCCCAACCCUCUAGCUUGAAAGAAAGUGUUAAACCUUUCUGCACCGAAUACCUCAGUUCGGAACCAGAAUAAACUCAUGAAACUUGAAUAAAAAGAUCCUUUUUGAAGAUCCUUUUCAGUAUUCUACAGAGGAGAACUGGAAAAAGAGACUUGUUUACAUUGCUGUCGAGUCCGCACUUG